CAAAAUUGGAAUUGCAGGACUGAAGUGAUGACUUUGCUCCGUAAGAAUUUGUAAACAUUUCCCCCAGUUAGAGGUCAUGUUCGUGGUUGCUUCCUUGAAUGAAAACUUAUUAAUCAGGAUAAGCCCUGAUGGCUAUACUAUUGGCUAAGUAGUUUUCCUUUCCCUUCCCUUAUCCUCCAUAAUGUCGAUAUAUAGCUUUAUAUUUCCUCAGUAAAAUUAGUUCGAAAAAGAUAAAGAUGACAACAUUGUGUAGCAAACUUAAACAUGGAAUAUACUUGUGCCUGUAACUUUAACUAUAUCAGCGUUGCUUUCAGCAAUUUCUGCCAUUGUACACUUAUGUUCCGCCGUAAUGAAAACUGACCAUAUGAUAAUGGUCUUCUUUUAGGAUUUAUCAGAGUAUCGCUUGUCCAGAAGUAUGAAACAUUAUACAGGGAGAAAUGGUGUCCAAACCUUGAUUUUUACCCUUGAUCUUUCGAAGUUAUAAAUCACUGCGAUGUACUAAAAUCAACACCAAAAGGAACAUCCCUCAAGUCUUCUGUUUUGAACUUGUAGGUCCUCCCCUAAGGCUUCAGGGAUCCUAAAAUCACAGUUACUUUCAUCUCGACAUUGGAUAUAACAUGGGAAUGGAGAAAUCUUUGGCACUUGUAGCUGUUCCUCUUCUUGUCAUUUGUAGCUUGAGUCAUGUGAGAUCAGAUUUGCUGGAGCAUAGGUACAAGGUUGACGAUGUAGUUCCUCUUUACGUCAACAAAGUUGGUCCAUUUGGAAGCCCAAGUGAAGCAUAUGGUUAUUACAGUCUUCCAUUUUGUCGACCAGAUCGUAUCGAGGAGAAGCAGGAGACUUUCGGCGAGAUAUUGAAUGGAGAUCGCCUAGUAACUGCUCCAUUCACUGUCAAAUUUCUACAGUGGAAAGAUCAAGAGGUCGCAUGUGCAAAGAAGUUGACAAGUGAAGAAGUCUCUCAGUUUCAAGCUGCAAUUAAGCAGGGUUAUUACUUUCAGAUGUACUGUGACGACUUGCCAAUCUGGGGAUUUAUAGGAAAGGUUGACAGAUCAUCAACAAAUAAUUCUGAGCACAAAUAUUUCCUUUACCAGCAUUUCCAACUCCAAAUCUUUUUCAAUAAGGAUCAAGUUAUAGAGACUCGUUUGUGGAUGCACUACGACGACAUAGUGGAGUUGACUGAAGGCAGGGAAAUGGAUAUAAAGCUACUGUACAGUGUGUAUUGGAUAGAAACAAGUGCACAUUUCCAUGAAAGGACGAAGAAGUAUUCCACGCCAAGCCUGUCUGCAAUACACUUUUUUUCAAUUAUCAAUUCCUGCUGGACGCUUUUGAUUCUGUUUGUAUGCCUAUUAACUUACUAUAUGAGAAUCGUGCGGAAAGAUUUCUAUCAUUUCAUACUUGAAGAUGCAGCAGUAGACCGAGAGCAGACAGGAUGGAAGUGCAUCCACUCUGAUGUCUUCCGGUUCCCAAAAUACAGGCUUUUGUUUGCUGCAGCCCUCGGUUCUGGUGCUCAGCUGUGCAUUCUAGUCACAUUUACUUUACUACUUGGGCUUCUGGGAGUAUUUUAUCCAUACAACCGAGGAAAUUUGUACGUGGCAUUGAUAGCCCUGUACACCAUGACUUCUGGAUUUGCUGGAUAUUUGUCCGUCUUGUUCUACUGUCAGAUUGAGGGAAAGAAUUGGGGCAAAAAUUUGCUGCUGACAGGGUUCUUAUCUUCUGUUCCGUUGUUUCUUAUAUUCUGCUUCCUUAAUGCUGUCGCGGUGUUUUACAAAGCAAAUGCAGCGCUUUCUCUAGGAACAAUCUUGAUAUUAUUGCUCAUUUGGAUAUCACUUGCAUUACCAUUGCUUGUUCUUGGCGGAAUAGCUGGGGAAAAGAGCCAUGGUGAGUUUCAAGCUUCUUGUGAGACCUCAAAGUGGCCCAGAGAGGUCCCAUCGCUGCAAUGGUACAGGGGCACUCUUCCACAAAUGGUCCUGGCAGGUUUCUUGCCUUUUUCUGCGAUCUACAUUCAGCUGUGUUCCAUAUUUGCCAGCUUGUGGGGUGGCAAUGCUUAUACCCUUUACAGCACAAUGUUUGUCGUCUUCAUUAUUCUGCUCAUCACUACUUCGGUAAUCACCGUGGCUCUGACACAUUUUCAGCUAGCUGCUGAAGAUCAUCGAUGGUGGUGGAGGUCCUUCUUUUGUGGUGGAUCGGUUGGUCUGUAUGUCUAUGGUUUCUGCUUCUAUUACUGCAAUUGGAGAUCGGACUUUUCCGGCUUCUUACAACUCUCUUUCUUCUUCGGAUAUAUGGCUUGGAUCAGCUACUGCAUCUUCCUCAUGUGUGGGUCCGUGGGGUUCUACGCAGCUCUGCUGUAUGUCCGGCACAUAUACAGCUCUAUCAAGAGUGACUGAGGGUGUUUAUGCUCCAACAACACCUCAAAGUCCUGUCACGUUCCUUCCUAUGGAUGGAAAUGUCAUGAGGCCCCACCUAUGAUGUCGGAUCAGGACACGGGCGUUAACUGUUGAUCUUAUGUAUGGCCACUCUAUGCCGGCUUGGUCUUCUGUUUUGCCCUUUCUGAUCUGUAUAGAUGAUGCCAGGCUUUGUCGAUGACAGAACUAAUGGUGCUGAUCAGCCAUGUGCAUUGUAAUGCAUCUG
Rhodamnia argentea is the source of this 2625-nucleotide messenger RNA. Its product is annotated as transmembrane 9 superfamily member 2-like. The transcript has 7 exons. Bases 618 to 2381 code for a protein of 587 amino acids. Gene Ontology annotation, biological process: protein localization to membrane. Gene Ontology annotation, cellular component: membrane. Lineage: Eukaryota; Viridiplantae; Streptophyta; Magnoliopsida; Myrtales; Myrtaceae. The record is from RefSeq and is a predicted model, not a curated record.